UGCUUACAAUAUUGUAAAUAGACUUUACCUUUUCCACUGCGCCUCCUCCAUUUUUCAACCACUAAUAAAAACCACGCAUUCCUUUGCCAAACGCAGACUCCUUCAUCAAUUGCAGCACUUCUUCAUCAACAUGACACGGUCAACGAUUUCACCGUCUCCGAUCUUCAUCUCCUUCACGCUCCUGUUCAUCACUUUUGCGUGCGCCACAUCGUCGUUGAACGCAAUCGAGAACUUCAAACCGAAAGGUUCCGACGGAUUCACGGUUCCAAGCCAUGUAGAGGAACAGGGAGAAGAAUCGGUAAAAGAGUAUUUGGAUAGCGUAUUCAAAAACGCACUCUUCGGAAGCGAUUCUACUGAAACGGUGCAGAAUAAGGAAGCAUAUCCACAUAGCUAUGCCAUCGAAGCAGAGAGCAAUACACAGAUUAAGGAGGAGGUGGAUGCAGAACCUAGGCUGAUAAUUCCGAAACACAUAGAAGACGAGGGACCAGAAGCGAUCAAAAAAUAUUUGGAUGACUUAUUCAGCAAAGCACUCUUUGGCACUGAUUCAACUCAAACAGGGCAAAAUCAGGAACCGCAUCAACAUAGCAAUUCCAUUCAACUUGACAGCAAAACACACAUUAAGCAAGAAGACGGUAAGAAGAUGGAGGACGAAGAUAAAUUAUUUAAUAAAGUGUGUAAAUUGAGAAAGGAAGAAGAAUUGGUAAAUGAUGAUAUUGCAGUGAAUGUUAACCUUGAGAUAGUGGGUGAUGGAGAGUAUGUUCUUGAGAUUAAGAGGGUGAAUCGAAGUUCAAAGAAUGAGGAUGAAGUAGAAAGGGCUAAGCAUUUGGCUCAAAAUGGAGCAAUGUUGUUACAUUACGGAGAGAUUCUUCAAGACAUGGGAGAAAAAUUGAUUACCCAAUCCCAGGCAUUGCUUUACUCUGUUUUUAAUAUGUCUGCACCUCCUAAAUUCAACUCUCAUGAUCAAUCAUAGAAAUUGUGUACACCUUCACUUUGUUAUUUUUAAUGCUAACUAUAAGGACACUACGAAUUUAGUAGC
Vigna umbellata (rice bean) is the source of this 1036-nucleotide messenger RNA. RefSeq lists its product as uncharacterized. NCBI's taxonomy places the organism in Eukaryota, Viridiplantae, Streptophyta, Magnoliopsida, Fabales, Fabaceae. The record is from RefSeq and is a predicted model, not a curated record.